Messenger RNA from Liolophura sinensis, 4575 nucleotides. RefSeq names its product endoplasmic reticulum membrane sensor NFE2L1-like. Gene Ontology annotation, cellular component: nucleus. The record is from RefSeq and is a predicted model, not a curated record. Lineage: Eukaryota; Metazoa; Mollusca; Polyplacophora; Chitonida; Chitonidae. Gene Ontology annotation, molecular function: DNA-binding transcription factor activity, RNA polymerase II-specific; RNA polymerase II cis-regulatory region sequence-specific DNA binding. Gene Ontology annotation, biological process: regulation of transcription by RNA polymerase II. The transcript is spliced from 9 exons. The coding region runs from base 522 to 2987 and encodes 821 amino acids.
CGAACAGACAUGCGCUCCAGCUAAUACCUGUCUGCGCAACUGCGACAAAUACAAACUUCUGCUGAUUCACAGCCUGGCGUUUAGGAAAUAGUGUUUCAUUUUUUUCGUUACGAAAACAGCGACGUUUCGUAAGCUUUGACGUGGGGUGUAUUCUUCUGGAAUCUGUUGGUGGAAUGAGCGGUUUAAAUAUACCUGAAGGUGCACAGAAAGCUUAUAUUCUAUCCUGUCUUUGAAACCAAGGUACCGAAAGCAGACGAGACAUCCUCCACGAGACAGGACAUAGCUAUUUAUAGUAACAGUGACGUAUGGUUUGGGAAACUCCCGUUGAGUUCAGGAUAAACAAAGAACCCAAGAUCUGCACGAUUGGAAAGCUAUCGGAAAUCAUGCUGUUACGGAACUGAUUUGUUAUUGAACACAGUCCUUGGAGAUAUUUCUGUUCUGCUGUAAACGAUACUUCACAUGGAAGGAUAAAUUUAAACUCUGGCUCUUUGUUUUGAUUUGGAGAAAGGGCUGGAGGAACGAUGAUCAAACAGUACUUCGCAGAUGGAUUGAUUUCCAUCGCAUUAAUUCUUAGUUUGCUGAGAACUGACAUUAAUCAGUACUUGAAUAACAGCUUAAUUAAUUAUCCUGAAAUUCAUGAUAUUAUUCUUGGGACUAGUACGGCUUACACUCAAACAAACUUUCACAACAACUUGAUAAACAGUGUUGGGGGAUAUAGCAUUCAUCCGAAGAAUAUAGAGACUGAAUAUUUGUCUACAAGUGUGCUUGGUGAACUAAGGUGUUUAAGUCGAUUUCGAAGGUUCCAUGGAAUCAGUACAGAUAUUAAUGCGUUUUUGGUCAAUCCACCAGCUACGUUUGUGCACCAUGCGUCAAGUGCAGAGACUCAGACGCAGACAUUAAAUCCUCCGGAAUCAGCAGCAAGUGAUGCAGCAUUAGAGUCCUCUGCAUCACAAACUGAGGAUGUCAAUAACAAUGUAGACCUUGGUGAUAGCUCCGAAACUGGGCCACCAGAUAGUAACCCAGGAGAACAUGAUGGCCUGGAAGGAGCCUUUGCUUUACAGCCUGUACACCAUGUGUUUUCGGAUCCAUUUUUGGAGAGCACAGUGACAGCAGCUGAUUUGACUAACGAGGACAUGGACUUGAUAGAAACUCUUUGGCGCCAGGAUAUAGAUUUGGGUAUCGGAAAGGAAGUGUUCGAUUUGAACUUACGAAGAGAACUAGAGCGAGAACGGGAGAUUGAGCUGCAGAAACAAAGAGAAAAGCAAAAAGAACUUGAGCUGAUUCAGUACAAGCUAGAACAGGAGAGAAGACAGCAGGCACAAACUUGGCUUACACAAAACUAUAUCCAAGAUGGGGAAACAGGUGAAUGGAUCCCUGUGAACAGCUCCAUCAAUACUUCAGUUUCUCAUCAGGAAUUACAGCCCAACACAAGUGAGCAGGACUUGUCAUUUGAUGAAGCUUUUCGCAUCUUAGAUGGUGUUGCACCUUUACCUGACGGGACUUUAGAAGAUUAUAUUGAGAAUGUGACAAACAUAAAUAGCAGUUACCUGGGAAAUGCACAGGCAGACAUUGAUGACCUGAUUGAGACCAGUCUAGGAUUUAAUAACACAGAGGUUAAUGGAGUGGUACCUAGCGAGGAUGACGCUCAGCGCCAGGCAGACUUACAGCAGUGCUUGGACGAUUUGGUCAGUGUGCUGUACCCCAAUGGCACGUCCAGCUCCAACUCGGAGCCAAUGGAUACUGCAGAAAUGAGUCCUGUGGACAUGUUACCAUCUGAAGACAACAGUGUUCUCCUCCAAAAUGCCACAUUGCCUCAACCUAUCAUCAACUCUUCAGUUCCUAUUCAACAGUUCCAAAAUAACACCUUCCUCCCACCUGGUGACCCAUACACCAACAACACCAUGCCCCAAGCAGGAAUGGCAAGUCCAGUUGUGUGGAACACCGGUGAUGUGCUGUUUCCCAACAUGACAACCCCAAUGAACCAGACAGAUCCUCUGGAUGGAGUGGAGGACCUUCUCCCUGACUUGCUGGCCGAUUCAGAGCUGGAUAACAUCACUCUAGAUGUGGAUGAUAUGGAGCUAACUGACAGUCUGCAGUGUCUUCAAAUGGCUGAUGAGACUAGUAGUGACUCUGCAGUGUCCUCUAUGGGUAGUAUGGCAUCUCCAAUACAGGACUUCAAUGAGACAAGUACCUUGGGGUCAGUGUCUCCUUUUGAUGGUGUAGAGGGUGCUACAGGAGGGACAGAGUUUGACACAUCUGGUAGCUCCAAACUCGGCAAAUAUGACCCUGAUGAUUUCAGCUAUAGUUACAGCCCGUAUGAUACAGGUGACUACAGUGGCCAGACAAAUUACUCCUCCUCUUCCAAUGAGACUCAUGGCUUUCAACCUGCAGACCUGAAUCAGGUCCAACACAACCAUUCUUACCCACUACAGCCUGGGGCACAGCCUAAGGAUGUGGCCAAAGCAACAUCCAGCAAACCCCGUCAGAAAGGCCCUCACUCCAGGGAUGAGAAAAGGGCACUGGAGAUGAAGCUACCCAUGUCAGUGCAGACUAUAAUAGGAGCUCCAGUUGAUGAAUUCAAUGAGCUGAUGUCUAAAUACAAGCUGUCAGAACCACAAUUGCAGCUGAUACGCGACAUACGCAGGAGGGGUAAAAACAAAGUGGCUGCUCAGAACUGUCGGAAACGAAAGCUUGACUCCAUUACAACACUUGAAGAUGACUUGAAUAGCCUGAAGGCAACACGAGACAAAUUGCAGCAUGAACGGUACCUUAUCGACAAGCAGACGCGUGAUAUGAAGGGGAGAUAUAACCAGCUUUAUCAAGAAGUGUUCCAGUCACUCAGGGAUGACCAUGGCCAACCCUACGAUCCUAGCGAGUUCUCCCUCCAAGAAACCAGUGAUGGUAACGUCUUCCUGGUGCCACGUAAUACCACUGCAGAUCAUUCGCAGAGAAAAGAGCCAGGACGCAAAAAGAAAGAGAAGAAGUGAGAAGAAUGUGUUUUUUGUUUACUUUGUUGACAGAAAGAACAGAUCCUAGGGAUUAAUGAUUAAACUUCGAUUUUGGAAAGACUGAAGUAUUUUGUAGCUCCUAUAGCUGGUGAUCAUUGUUGUGAAAUUCAUUAGUGGUUCUGUUUACAUGUUAAACUAGCAAAUACUAUCCUGUCUUCUACCGUGAAUCUUAUUCAUUUCUCGUUUUGUUACAUAUCGCUCAGUAAAAAGUCGAGGCCAGUAAGGUGCUGCAAUUGAUUAUGGAGUGGAAAUACCAGUGCAUUAUACAUUAUGAUGCCAAGUCUUCAGAGGCGCAUUCAUUCCAACAGACAUCCGUGAACUAAAAAGUGCUAUGAACAUUUCUUUACGUGGAAUGUUUUCACUCAAGCCUGCCUUUGUUUUCCUAAUGUCGAAUCAGUUUUAUGUUGGCUUACAUGUUAUCAUUUAUCAAGGUUGGCAAAGGAAGGAUGUAAACAGCUCGGUUUGGUGUUUGGGGUGGGUGGGAUAGUACUAUACUUGAUUUGUAUAAAGUAAUUGUGUGCUACUCAAGUGGAGUGAACUUGGAAAUCCUGUGUGUCAAAGUUUCUUGUGUUUGUAGAUGUAAAUGCUAUUGUAGGUCUCGGCUGUCAUGUGGUUAUCCAACCUUGUGAUCCAGUCUUGAUGUGGAAGAGAUAAUUGUUAUAAUGUGUUUCUUAAACCAGCACAUUUAUGAUAAUGUUUGGAAUUCAUGGGUGAUAACCAUCCACAGCACAUGUUUAUGUAUUUUACAGGAAAAGAUAUUACCAGCAGGCUGGUGAAAAAGCUAAAGACUGUAUUAAUUUAUUAAUCUAAUGUGUAUGGUUAAAAUGUUUAAUGGAGGAUGUUUAUGCAGUGAGUACUACUUGUUGAGUUAUAUUGUACCUUAUGUGUAAACAUAUUUGACUAGUUGUGUGAUUGUAACAGUAAGAAUUAUGAGCCAGAACAGUCCAUUAAUAAUUCAGAUACGUAAUGAAUCAGCGAGUUAUUUUCCCUUAUCAUACUUCCAUAAAGUAAAUCAAUUUAGCAGAUGUAAAACGUAAGAAACUAUGAACUUGAAAAGUUCAAAAGGAAAUGAUUGGGAAAAUUUUGCAGCCUGCAUAUCUGGUUAAUAGCAUUUAUUAGUUGUACUUAGUUGAGAUAAGGGUUACUUCUGUCAGUUUUUGGCUUGUUCAAGAUAGCACACAUCAAGAUAUCGUUCAUAUUAUCAUUCCAUUGUAAUGAAUAGCACAUUGUAUAAAUGUUUGAUAACUAUAAGGUAUGCAACUGACAUUUAUUUAGGCGCAAGUAUUCAUUUUUCAUUCACAUCGUACCAUUCAUCUGUAAGUAAUGUCAUGGUUUAAAGCUUGAGCACUAGAUUUUUGUUAUUGUUUGGGUGUAGGCAAGCAGCCAUUACCACUUAGUACAGUUUUUACGACUGGUGUUGGUGUGUAUCCGAUGCUAAUACGUACAAUAUUUUCAUCUUCACCUUGUUAUGAUUUGUGCAGUUGUUGAUCAGUUUGUGAUAAUAUUCAAAGCAUGUAUUCACAUGAAAAAUAACAUUAAUAAAAAUUAUAUAUUUUCACAGAAAAUA